GGGCAAGAUGCUGCCAAACUGGCAAGCUGGACGAUCGCUGCUGCUGUCGCAGCGAUGAAGAUAAUGAUGAGGCUGUUGCCGCAGUGAUGACGACGACGAUAAUGCUGUCAUGUGUAUGCACAUCGAGUAUGGUCGGAUAUAUACAGAAGAAGUACGAGGGGAGACUUAUUCCUGCUUAGGGGAGAGGAGGAGGGAGGAAAUGAAAAGGAGAGAGGCAUCGCUGCAAAAAACAGAGUGCAUCUGAUGGGAGAUGGCUGUGUCCCACUUACGAUGGAGUUGGCAGAGGUCAGCGCUGGGGGGUGACGAGGGAGGCAAAGAGACGAAGAGGGAGAAGUACGAGGAAUCGAACACAUGACCAACCAAAUAAGAUGGGAUUUUCAUUUCUAAUCCAGACUGCAGAGCGCUGGUGAAGUCGUCCUCUUACAUCUCUGUGAAUUUCAUUUUGUCCUUCACCAACUUCCUCUUUGCUGUUCCUCUGCAGACUCUUGUCUUGCCGCAUGUCGUUCUUUAACUGUCUCUUCUCCUCUCUCUCAUUGACAUCCUUCCAUCCUAGCAUUGACCAACCUGCAGAAUAGCAACAGAGGGAGCCAGUGAUCGAGUGUGUUUGUGUGUGUUCAAGAGAGAGAGAGAGAGAGAGAGAGAGAGAGAGAGAGAGAGAGAGAGAGAGAGAGAGAGAGAGAGAGAGAGAGAGAGAGAGAGGAGAAGGUGGUGGCAAUCGAACAUGGUGCGAGGUGGGAGGAGCCUGAGGAAGCAGGAAAACGAGGAGGGAGAGGACUCAGUGCCAGGAUUGGGUAGCAGGAAGGGCUGUCUAGCGGACACUGUUGCAGUGGGUGAGGCGUUCGGAUUAAACAGUGGAAGAUCAAGGAAGAGGAGGAAAUACUCACGAUUACGUCAACAAGAAAUCGGUGCUGCAACGCUAUUCCUGACAGUGAAGCGGGUAAUUCUCAUCUUCUUUGCCUUUUCCAUUGUGUUUAUUCCUCUCGGCGUCAUUUUUCUUGCUUCUGCCAGCUCUGUUGUCGAAGUCGUUAUUCAGUACGAUGACAAGUGCUGGGACCAGUGGUCCAUCAAUCUCAGCGCCAGCCUUAACUCCUCUUCCCUUACUUCCCUCCCCCCAAGUUGGAACUUCUCCCGUUCCGCUGAUCGUGAGAACUAUAUUCGCGACACGACCACUCCGAAGACCUGCAACCUCUCGGUUGUCCUCCCUCACACCAUGAAAAGUCCCAUUUUUGUCUAUUAUGAAGUGUCCAGGUUUUAUCAGAACCAUGCUCUCUAUGUCCGGAGCGUCAGCACUGUGCAGCUACUAGGUAGGAAUGUCACGGAUGCGGAUUUAAUGGAUACUUGUAGUCCUCAAGCCUUAGUCAACAUUUCCGGACGGACAGAGGCGAUCCGACCGUGCGGGUUGAUUGCCUGGUCGAAUUUCAACGACACGUAUACUUUACAUGUGAACGGGACAAACGGCACAGGUAUAGUUGAGGUGAGUGACAGAGGCAUUGCAUGGAAAGCGGACAAGGCGGAUCGGUUUGCGAGCGUAGAGGCCGUGAAUCUGAACACGGUUGCGGAAAGGAGAGGCGGAGGAGAGGUGAUGGGACUCAUCAAUCAGAACGAAAGGCUCAUGAAUUGGAUGAGAAUUGCUCCGGGGCGCCGAUUUCGCAAACUAUGGGGAAGAAUCGAUGGGCGAGAUCUGAGCAAAGGCUCGAAUUUGACAAUUCAGAUCGAAAAUCAAUUCAACACUUUUGCAUUUGGAGGUGAGAAAAAGUUUAUUUUGAGCACUGCAACCUGGCUUGGAGGAGCAAGCACAGUCGUUGGCAUUGCCUAUCUGACUGUUGGGUGCCUUUCACUCUUCUUCGCCUUAUUCUUCUUCGUGGCAAAUUGGAAAUGGCCACGUCCUCUUGGGGAUCCGUCCUACUUAUCCUGGAAUCGACGAUCCCUCCUUUCCUCCCAAACUUCUUCCUAUAUCCUUGAGUCCACACCAUCUCUCUGACAGAUGGACUGACUUUACACAGGCCUUUUUAGCAUGUGCCGGCAGAUG
Messenger RNA from Chara braunii, 2029 nucleotides. NCBI's taxonomy places the organism in Eukaryota, Viridiplantae, Streptophyta, Charophyceae, Charales, Characeae. The record is from the annotation of a GenBank genome assembly.